AACCGAUGCCGUGUAGGAGCAGAGAACCAAAGGAGGCAUUUUCGUUAUUCCAGGAAAACGCCAAGGGCAUUACAGUAAUUUCAUCCAAUUACUUUCCCUGGCCGCGAAGCAACGACAGAAAAUAUAAAAGAAAAUAAAGGAAAAGAGAAGAACAGAAGAGAAGGUUCGUUUCAUUUUCUUCUCAAAAGAAUCAAAGAAAUCAAAAUCCCUCUCUCUCACUCUCUCUCAGGGUUUCAGCGCCUUCUUCGUCAAAUCUCCAAUGGCAAUUCUGUAAAUAGCAUCGUCUUUGACUCCUAUUUCGUUCCGAGUCGCCUAGGGUGUGAAAGAUCCCCUUUCUGUAUCUUGUAUAUAAAACUUCUCGAAGCAUUUUCGACUCUGGAUCUGCAGACGAAAGGCAGGAAUCCCUAAAUUAUCCCUCCCGAUCAGGUUGUUUACAUGGCAGUCCCGACGAUCGCCCUUCACGCCAUCCCGCCGAGCAGCGUCUGCUCCACGCCGUUCCCCUGCUCGUCGUCCGACUACGAAUUGAAUCCCCGCCCUCCAUCGUCGUCGUCUUCAUCGGCAGCUGUCGCGCAGAAGCCGAUCGUCGUUGGUGGCCUUUCCUGCCUCUUCUCGUCGCCGUCCGUCCGCCACUCGUCGUCUUCGUCGAGCUUCGCGACAGGCAGCGUUGAUGAUCAUCACUGCCAGCUACGCCAUGAUCGGGCCGAUGAAUUCGGCUGCUACUCGUCGCUCAAAUGCCGGGACCCCAGCCCGGUGUCUGUCUUCCACGGGCCUGUCUCGUGCAGUAGCGUCGGUGGGGCGUCCUCUUCUAGAAGCCCGUCGCCGAUGAUGCAUCUGCCGGUGCCGUCCUUCCGGGCGGGCCGGGAUGGGCUUUUCAACAGGUUUGUACGGCAUGCGCUGGGAUCUUGUAUCGAUUAUGACUCCCCGAGCUUCCCGAUGCCAGGCGGCAGCGUGGAGCGUGAUAGCCGGGAUUCAUCGGUGGGGAUUGUCGAAGAGUUUUCGUUCGGCAUGGAGGAUAGCUUCGAAGAGAUGGGGUGCGAAUCGUAUGCGAAGGAGUUGUUGUUGGGUGCUCAAUCGAGGCAUAAGAUAUUCCACGAGGAACUUGUGGUGAAGGCGUUCUAUGAGGCAGAGAAAGCACAUCGAGGACAGAUGCGAGCAAGCGGGGAUCCAUACUUGCAGCAUUGUGUGGAGACAGCAGUUUUGCUUGCGAUGAUUGGCGCCAAUGCAACAGUUGUCGCAGCAGGGCUUCUACACGAUACACUCGAUGAUUCUUUCAUGAGCUACGAUUAUAUUUUCCGGACAUUCGGAGCUGGAGUUGCUGAUUUGGUUGAAGGGGUCUCUAAGUUAAGCCAGUUGAGCAAGCUUGCCCGUGAAAACAACACUGCAAGCAGAACUGUUGAGGCAGACCGCUUGCACACCAUGUUCCUUGCGAUGGCUGAUGCUCGAGCAGUCCUCAUAAAACUGGCAGACAGGCUGCAUAACAUGAUGACAUUGGGGGCUUUGCCCAUGCCCAAACAACAGAGGUUUGCAAAGGAAACAUUGGAGAUCUUUGUUCCCUUGGCUAAUCGUCUGGGGAUCUCAACUUGGAAGGAGCAUCUAGAGAACCUGUGCUUCAAGCAUCUCAACCCAGAGCAGCAUGAAGAACUCUCCUCCAAACUCAUUAAGACCUUCGAUGAAGCGAUGAUUACUUCAGCCAUAGAGAAACUAAAGCAAGCUCUCAAAGAGGGAGCAGUUUGUUAUCAUGUUCUAUCAGGGAGGCACAAAAGCUUGUACAGCAUUUACUCCAAAAUGUUGAAGAAGAAGCUAUGUAUGGAUGAAAUUCAUGAUAUUCAUGGCCUGCGUUUGAUAGUUGAGAACGAGGAAGACUGUUAUACGGCACUGGACGUUGUUCAUCGGCUAUGGCCCAAAGUCCCUGGAAAGCUCAAGGACUACAUAACCCAUCCCAAGUUCAAUGGGUACCGAUCUCUGCACACUGUUGUGGUGGGUGAAGACAUGGUCCCGUUGGAAGUUCAGAUCCGAACCAAGGAGAUGCAUUUGCAGGCUGAAUUCGGAUUCGCUGCACACUGGAGAUACAAGGAAGGUGACUGCAAGCACUCGUCUUAUGUGCUUCAGAUGGUUGAGUGGGCCAGGUGGGUCGUGACUUGGCAGUGUGAGACAAUGAACAAGGACCGGGCCUCGUCCGUUGGAAGUGCUGAUUCGAUCAGGCCGCCCUGCCCAUUUCCCUUGCACUCAGAGGACUGCCCAUAUUCUUAUGUACCUAACUGUGACCACGAUGGACCUGUUUUUGUCAUCAUGAUAGAAAAUGAGAAGAUGUCGGUGCAGGAGUUCCCGGAGAACUCGACGAUGAUGGACCUGCUGGAGAGAGUGGGGCGUGGGAGUUCGAGGUGGUCUCCUUACAGGUUCCCCGUCAAGGAAGAGCUGAGGCCUAGGCUGAACCACGAGCCUGUGAGUGACCCUGCCCAGAAACUGAAGAUGGGAGAUGUUGUGGAGCUGACCCCAGCCAUACCUGACAAGUCAUUGACAGAAUACAGGGAGGAGAUCCAACGCAUGUAUGACCGGGGCCUGACCGUCUCAAGCCGGCCUCUCCGGAGAAGCUGACCCAACCAAUCCAUCCAUCCAUCCAUCCAUCUAUACCAUGGAUGCAUAACCGGUAGCUCUACUCCAUUGUUUCAUUGUAUAUAAUGAAUGUUUUGUACAGAAGAAUGUGGGAUUGUGGAAGCAAAAGCCGAAGAAGACUAACAGAAAUUAAGAAAACAAAAAAAAAAAAAGAAAAAAAAAAGAGGGGGUCCAAAGGGAGGCUGCUGUUAUCAGUUCCAAAGAUGUGGAAAUAGCAGAAGAGGCUAUUAUGAGAGCGCAUCUGCAUCUUCUGUUACAGUUUGCUGAUAAUAUGAAGUUUUCAAUUAUAGGGAUUUAUUAAGAUAAUAUCGACUUUAUUGUUGUACGUUUUAAAAAAAUAAAUCUACUUCAUUGUUGUAAUGUAAUGGGUGUUUGCAAGUUCUUAAUAUAGUUGUCUUUAUUGA
Messenger RNA from Magnolia sinica, 3017 nucleotides. Its product is annotated as probable GTP diphosphokinase RSH2, chloroplastic. Bases 436 to 2595 code for a protein of 719 amino acids. The record is from RefSeq and is a predicted model, not a curated record. Gene Ontology annotation, biological process: guanosine tetraphosphate metabolic process. Gene Ontology annotation, cellular component: chloroplast. NCBI's taxonomy places the organism in Eukaryota, Viridiplantae, Streptophyta, Magnoliopsida, Magnoliales, Magnoliaceae. The transcript has 6 exons.